AUGUCAAAGUUGUCUGUACCGUUACAAUCGAGCUUGACGACACGCUUGUCAAUGCGGUGGGCAUCAGAGAUACCUUUUGAAACCACCGACACACUGGUGAUAACGGUGGGCGAAUGGUACGUCGACCUGCGAGUCGAUAAACAAACCGGAAAAAUCGAUUGGGCCCUCGCCGGAGAAUGUAUCGAGGAAAGACAGGACCCACGGCGUGUGGUGUUCACUCAUGAGAUUGACUCCCAUCACAAUUUCAACGUGAGCAACCUAUGUCCAUUCAUUCCGCUCCCCAAUGGAGAUGUCCUAGAGACUGGGACCAUGGCACGGCCAGAUGUACCCGGCGCGCCAAUGACGGAUUAUGAAGAGGUGUGGAGGUAUCUUCCGAUUCGCGAAUGUCCGGAAGGGUCAGGGCGUGACCUUUCAUGGAUCCUAGAGUCUGAUGAGGGUGUUCUAGAGGAGGGUCAGCACCAAGUUAUUAAGGUGUUUUUGGCGCAAAUUGGAGGCUCGUAUUUGGUCCUCCAUCAGAAGCAAGUCCAUGUGGUUCGGAAAAGUGCUUUCGGAGAAAGAGCCGUUCAGAUCACCGGAGAGGAAGUCAGCGCGCGAAGAGAAGAGUGGACGGAUGAUCACUGGGAAAUCAGAUAUGCGUUGGGACCAAACUGCGAUAGUUUACCUUCGAUGGCUAAUGGGUUGGAUGUUGGAAUGAGAGGCCGUAAGAGUGGUGAGAAGGUCACUGUUGGAGGUUGUGACUUCAUUGUGCGUGCGCACGUGGAAGCCCCCAGGAAAAUAAGGCAUUCUCGUCUCUAA
Penicillium coprophilum is the source of this 795-nucleotide messenger RNA. RefSeq lists its product as uncharacterized. The record is from RefSeq and is a predicted model, not a curated record. Bases 1 to 795 code for a protein of 264 amino acids. NCBI's taxonomy places the organism in Eukaryota, Fungi, Ascomycota, Eurotiomycetes, Eurotiales, Aspergillaceae. The transcript is spliced from 2 exons.